CCCCGGCAGGAUAGUCCUCCUGAGCCUGCGCUGCCCGGCGCCGAAAGGCCUAGACUAGCGAGUGCUGCCGCGCCACCGGGGCCCACCUGCGCGGGGCUGCUCGGCCUCAGGCUCUCUGGGCUGCCCUCCCCUGCUCCGUCCGCAGGCGGGCGGCGACGGGAGGGGGCGCGGGCUGUGUGCGGUGGGGCGGGCGGCGGCCGCGCGGCUUCCCCGAGGCAAGAGGCGGGGCGGGCGGGCCUCGUGUGGCGCAGGGGGCGGACCCGCCAGCUGCCUGCGCCGCUCGCGGCUCGCUCGCACUCGGCGGUGCGGCGGGGCAGGCAUGGGAGCCGCGCGCGCCCUCCCGGCGCCCACACCUGUCUGAGCGGCGCAGCCAGCCGCGGCCCGGGCGGGCUGCUCGGUGCGGAACAGUGCUCAGCAUGGCGGGGAUUCCAGGGCUCCUCUUCCUUCUCUUCCUCCUUCUGCUCUGUGCUGUUGGGCAAGUGAGCCCUUACAGUGCCCCCUGGAAACCCACUUGGCCUGCGUACCGCCUCCCUGUCGUCUUGCCCCAGUCUACCCUCAAUUUAGCCAAGCCAGACUUUGGAGCGGAAGCCAAAUUAGAAGUAUCCUCUUCAUGUGGACCCCAAUGUCGUAAGGGAACUCCACUUCCCACUUACGAAGAGGCCAAGCAGUAUCUGUCUUAUGAAACGCUCUAUGCCAAUGGCAGCCGCACGGAGACGCAGGUGGGCAUCUACAUCCUCAGCAGUAGUGGAGGUGGGGCCCAGCACCGAGACUCAGGGUCUUCAGGAAAGUCUCGGAGGAAGCGGCAGAUUUAUGGCUAUGACAGCAGAUUCAGCAUUUUUGGGAAGGACUUCCUGCUGAACUACCCUUUCUCAACCUCAGUGAAGUUAUCCACAGGCUGCACCGGCACCCUGGUGGCGGAGAAGCAUGUCCUCACAGCUGCCCACUGCAUACAUGAUGGAAAAACCUAUGUGAAAGGAACCCAGAAGCUUCGAGUGGGCUUCCUGAAGCCCAAGUUUAAAGACGGUGGUCGAGGGGCCAACGACUCCACUUCAGCCAUGCCUGAGAAGAUGAAAUUUCAGUGGAUCCGGGUGAAACGCACCCAUGUGCCCAAGGGCUGGAUCAAGGGCAAUGCCAAUGACAUUGGCAUGGAUUAUGACUAUGCCCUCCUGGAACUCAAAAAGCCCCACAAGAGAAAAUUUAUGAAGAUUGGGGUGAGCCCUCCAGCUAAGCAGCUACCAGGGGGCAGAAUCCACUUCUCUGGUUACGACAAUGACCGACCAGGUAAUUUGGUGUAUCGCUUCUGCGAUGUCAAAGAUGAGACCUAUGACCUGCUCUACCAGCAAUGUGAUGCCCAGCCAGGGGCCAGCGGGUCAGGGGUCUAUGUGAGGAUGUGGAAGAGACAGCAGCAGAAAUGGGAGCGAAAAAUUAUUGGCAUCUUUUCAGGACACCAGUGGGUGGACAUGAAUGGCUCCCCACAGGAUUUCAAUGUAGCUGUCAGAAUCACCCCUCUCAAAUAUGCCCAGAUUUGCUAUUGGAUUAAAGGAAACUACUUGGAUUGUAGGGAGGGGUGACACAGCAUUCCUUCCUGGCAGCACUUAAGGGUCUUCAUGUACUUAUUUUAGGAGAGGCUAAAUUGUUUUUUGUCAUUGGCGUGCACGUGUGUGUGUGUGUGUGUGUAUGUGUGUGUAAUGUGUCAUAUAAUCUACCUAAUUUCUUAAGAUUGCAAGAUGACUGGCUUUAUCAUUUGAAAACCGGUUUAUGUAUCAUAUCAUAUCGUUUAAGCAGUUUGAAGACCUACUUUCACAUAGAUUAAAAAAAUACUGUAUGUUUGGGGCAAUGGAGAAUAUUUGACAAUUAAGAUUAAGUUAAUCCUUCACAUUUUUUAAAACUUUGAUUUUUAUUUCAUCUGAACUUAUUUCAAAGGUUUAAAUUAAAUAUUUGGCAUACAAGAGAUAUGAA
Callithrix jacchus (white-tufted-ear marmoset) is the source of this 1959-nucleotide messenger RNA. It is a transcript of the gene PRSS23, whose product is annotated as serine protease 23. NCBI's taxonomy places the organism in Eukaryota, Metazoa, Chordata, Mammalia, Primates, Cebidae. Gene Ontology annotation, molecular function: serine-type endopeptidase activity. Gene Ontology annotation, biological process: proteolysis. The record is from RefSeq and is a predicted model, not a curated record.